AUGGCAAAACACCCACCCUCCCGCCCAUCCAUUCAUCCAUCCAUCCAUCCACAAAUCCAUCCAUCCAACCAUCCACCCAUCCACCCAUCCACCCAUCCAUCCACCCAUCCAUCCACCCAUCCAUCCACCCAUCCAUCCAUCCACCCAUCCAUCCACCCACCCACCCACCUACCCACCCACUCAACCACCCACCCAUCCAUCCAUCCAUCCACAAAUCCAUCCAUCCAACCAUCCACCCAUCCAUCCACUCAUCCAUCCACCCAUCCACCCAUCCAUCCACCCACCCACCUACCCACCCACUCACCCACCCACCCAUCCAUCCAGCUAUCCAUCCACCCAUCCAUCCAUCCAUCCACCCAUCCAUCCACCCAUCCAUCCGUCCACCCAUCCAUCCACCCAUCCAUCCACCCAUCCACCCAUCCAUCCACCCACCCACCUACCCACCCACUCACCCACCCACCCAUCCAUCCAUCUACCCAUCCACCCAUCCAUCCAUCCAUCCAUCCAGCCAUCCAUCCACCCAUUCAUCCGUCCACCCAUCCAUCCACCCAUCCAUCCACCCAUCCAUCCACCCAUCCACCCAUCCACCCACCCAUCUACCCACCCACUCACCCACCUACCCACCCACUCACCCACCCACCCAUCCACUCACCCACCCACCCAUCCAUCCAUCUACCCAUCCACCCAUCC
Molecule: messenger RNA, 690 nt
Organism: Sycon ciliatum
Lineage: Eukaryota; Metazoa; Porifera; Calcarea; Leucosolenida; Sycettidae
Exons: 2
Source: RefSeq, a predicted model, not a curated record